Messenger RNA from Penicillium olsonii, 1035 nucleotides. NCBI's taxonomy places the organism in Eukaryota, Fungi, Ascomycota, Eurotiomycetes, Eurotiales, Aspergillaceae. The record is from the annotation of a GenBank genome assembly.
AUGUUCGCUUCACUUCCACCCCAGUCCCGAAUUCUAGUCACCGGUGCCAAUGGGUUCGUCGCCUCGCACAUCGUGAACCUCCUCCUACAGCGGGGCUACCGAGUGCGCGGGACUGUCCGAGAGCCCCGACCGUGGCUGGACCAAUUGUUCCAAAAGUACGACUACGAGUCCGCCCUCCUUCCAGACCUGGCUCAGCCGCACGCCAGCCUCUUCGAGGACGUUGAAGGCGUGGUGCUAGUCGCAACGGACAACUCAUUCGACCGAGACCCCGCACUGAUCGAGCGAGUCGUGCAGGGGACGCUGGCGAUGCUCGAAGCCGCCAAGCACAGUGCUGUCAAGUCGGUGGUGCUGACAUCAUCGUCUGCAGCAUGCAAUACGUUGACAUAUGCGUCGGAGCCUACUAUGAUCGACAACGCCACGUACAACGACUCAGUCGUCGCAGCUGCUCGAGCUGGGGAGAAUCCGCCCGAGGUCGUCCCCGGAGCGACCGUCUACGCCGCCUCCAAGACUGAGGCGGAGCGUCAGGCUUUCAAAUGGGUUGAGGAGAAUCAGCCACCCUUUCGGUUCAAUACGGUAGUUCCCGACAACGUGGUGCGAAAUUCCCAUUUCCAGAGACGUGCAUUAGUGCUAAUGUUUCAGAUUGGCUCCCGCGUCAACCCUAACGUCAGUGAAUCAGUCGCGCCCGUUCGGGCGUUCCUCCAGGGUAAAGACUUUUUCAUGAAGAUGUUCCCUCCUGGGUGGUAUGUCGACGUCGAAGACGUUGCCCGUCUCCAUAUCGCUGCUCUCCUCGAUCCGAAGAUUCAGUCGGAGCGUAUCUUCGGGACAGCAACUAAGUUCAGGUGGACCGAUGUCAUCGCGAUAAUGCGCCGGCUGCGUCCCAACAACGCCGAUAUCCCGGAUGCACCAAAUGAUUAUCAAUGCCCAUUUGACUAUGUGGGCGCUCAGCGAGCCCAGCAAAUUCUAUUGGAUUUCUAUGGCUCUGGCUGGGUCACUUUGGAAGAUUCCCUUGAGCGGGCCAUUAUUGAUCUUGAGUAG